AAACUAGCCCCUCUCUCCACGACUCUUUCAUCCAAACACCAAAAUCUGAACCUGGAGGAGACGAAGGAUGAACUAGGUCUCACAAUGAGUACGACUCUUACUUCCAAACUCCAGAAUCUGAACCUGGAGGAGGAGACGGAUGAGUUAUAUCCGCCUAACUCCACAAUGGCUAUGACCCAUGCAUUCAAACUCCAUCAAGUUCACCUGGAGGAGACGAAGGAUGAGGUUAUAGGUCCGCCUGACGGCCACCUCACUUUCGGUUACAUGAUGAAAUACGAGCCCUUCGACACCCUUCCCAUCGGAUACUUCCCGUGGAAGGAAGUUGAUCAUUAUCCACCCACUUUUGACUAUGGCAUCCCCGUCACUGUAGAAGAAAUCAAGGAUUAUGCUCGUCGGGAAAUUUUCGCUGGAGGGCCCGUUCCUGACGAUUACCGUCGCGUUCUUUUUGGCGUCUUCGAGAAGCUGGACAAUGAAUUCGGGCUGGACCCCGCACUUGGGUUCUUCAUAGGAACGCCCUACUCAAAGACGCAAGGACUAGUGAUACUCAAAUUCAUCGACAACUAUUUCUGUCCGUUUUCAGUUGAAAAGGUGAACCUUAUUGUUGAUGGAAUAAAGAAAGCAUUUGGGAAGGCGCCUCAGUGGUUUUUGAGUGGUACUAACAAGAAAUUCAAAGACCAUUAUAAUGUUCCCGACUGGAAACUCGAUAGAUAUGACGCACAUAGAAGGAAGCUUUUAAACUUUUAAUGCAUACGUUUCUGCCAUCUGUCUUCAGGAAGAACAUAAUUCGCGGCGUGGUCACCUCUGGGAAACAGUGAAUUUUUCUCGUUCUCAAGGUCAAUCCUCUUGAUGGCAGUGCUGUAUUUGCGGAAUCCCAUGAAUUGGAACUGACGAUGGUUGACAAGCUGUUUAACAAAACGGUUUCACGCGAUGCGUCCAUCAUAAUUUCAGGGAUUCUCUCGCACUGGAUUCUGCAUAGCCAUGAAGACAUUGGAGAAGAUGACUGGUUGACGUUGCCGCUUGAAUGGAAAGAUGCCGGGC
Molecule: messenger RNA, 1038 nt
Organism: Marasmius oreades (fairy-ring Marasmius)
Lineage: Eukaryota; Fungi; Basidiomycota; Agaricomycetes; Agaricales; Marasmiaceae
Exons: 4
Coding region: 85-744 (219 amino acids)
Source: RefSeq, a predicted model, not a curated record